AUGUAUAACAACGCGAUGCGAAUGAUUCGCGAUGUCAUGCUCACAACAUUUCACGUAAACAGGUUUUCUCAAUUGUGUUGGUUGUUGAGAGGCAUAGUUGAAAAUGAAAAAGAUUGGAACGCUCAUCAGUCUUUAUCUCAAAGUCCAUGUGGUACCAUUACAGCAAACAUCCACAUACUUAGACCAUAA
Messenger RNA from Clunio marinus, 189 nucleotides. NCBI's taxonomy places the organism in Eukaryota, Metazoa, Arthropoda, Insecta, Diptera, Chironomidae. The record is from the annotation of a GenBank genome assembly.